GCUGCAGAGGAUCCCAAGAAGAAGAAGCCAAGGCAAAGUAGCCCGGAGAGAAAGGCUGCAGAGGAUCCUAAAAAGAAGAAGAGGAAGCAAAGGCAAACUAGUCCGGCGAGAAAGGCUGCAGAGGAUCCCAAGAAGAAGAAGAAGAAGCAAAGGCAAAGCAGCCCGAGAGAAAGGCUGCAGAGGAUCCCAAGAAGAAAAAGCAAAGGCAAAGUAGCCCUACAGAGGAUUCUUGGGAAGAAGAAGCAAAGGCAAAACAGCCCGGAGAGUAAGGCUAUAGAGGAUCCCAAGAAGAAGAAGCAAAGGCAACCUAGCCCGGAGAGAAAGGCUGCAGAGGAUCCCAAGAAGAAGAAGAGGCAAAGGCAAAGUAGUCCGGAGAGAAAGGCUGCAGAGGAUCCCAAGAAGAAGAAGAAGCAAAGGCAAAGCAGCUCGGAGAGAAAGGUUGCAGAGGAUUCCAAGAAGAAGAAGAAGACGAAGCAGAGGCAAAAGAGUCCGGAGAGAAAGGCUGCAGAGGCUGCAGAGGAUCCCAAGAAGAAGAAGAAGAAGCAAAGGCAAAGUAGCCCGGAGCGAAAGGCUGCAGAGGAUCCCAAGAAGAAGAAGAAGCAAAGGCAAACUAGAAAGGUUGCAGAGGAUUCCAAGAAGAAGAAGAAGAAGCAAAGACAAAGUAGCCCGGAAAGAACGGCUGCAGAGGAUUCCAAGAAGAAGAAGAAGCAAAGGCAAACUAGCCCGGAGAGAAAGGCUGCAGAGGAUCCCAAGAAGAAGAAGAAGCAAAGGCAAAAAAGAAAGGUUGCAGAGGAUCCCAAGAAGAAGAAGAAGCAAAGGCAAAGUAGCCCGGAGAGAAAGGCUGCAGAAGAUCCCAAGAAGAAGAAGCAAAGGCAAAGUAGCGAGGAGAGAAAGGCUGCAGAGGAUCCCAAGAAAAAGAAGCAAAGGCAAAAUAGCCCGAAGAGAAAGGCUGCAGAAGAUCGCAAGAAGAAGAAGAAGCAAAGGCAAAGUAGCCCGGAGAGAAAGGCUGCAGAGGAUCCCAAGAAGAAGAAGAAACAAAGGCAAAGUAGCCCGGAGAGAAAGGCUGCAGAAGAUCCCAAGAAGAAGAAGAAGCAAAGGCAAAGUAGCCCAGAGAGAAAGGCUGCAGAGGAUCACAAAAAGAAGAAGCAAAGACAAAGUAGCCCGGAAAGAACGGCUGCAGAGGAUCCCAAGAAGAAGAAGCAAAGGCAACGUAGCGAGGAGAGAAAGGCUGCAGAGGAUCCCAAGACGAAGAAGAAGUGCAAAGUGGCCCGGAGAGAAAGGCUGCAGAGUGCAGAGGAUCCCAAGAAGAAGAAGAAGCAAAGGCAAAGUAGUGCGGAGAGAAAGGCUACAGAGGAUCCCAAGAAGAAGAAGAAGAAGCAAAGCCAAAAAAGUCCGGAGAGAAAGGCUGCAGAGGAUCCCAAGAAGAAAAAGCAAAGGCAAAGUAGCCCUGCAGAGGAUUCCAAGAAGAAGAAGCAAAAGCAAAGUAGUCCGGAGAGAAAGGCUGCAGAGGAUCCCAAGAAGAAGAAGAAGAAGCAAAGGCAACGUAGCCCGGAGAGAAAGGCUGCAGAGGAUCCCAAAAAGAAGAACAAGCAAAGGCAAAAAAGUGCGGAGAGAAAGGCUGCAGAGGAUCCCAAGAAGAAGAAGAAGAAGCAAAGGCAAAGUAGCCCGGAGAGAAAGGCUGCAGAGGAUCCCAAGAAGAAGAAGAAAAGGCAAAGUAGCCCGGAGAGAAAGGCUGCAGAAGAUCCCAAGAAGAACAAGCAAAGGCAAAGUGGCCCGGAGAGAAAGGCUGCAGAAGAUGCCAAGAAGAAGAAGCAAAGGCAAAGUAGCGAGGAGAGAAAGGCUGCAGAGGAUCCCAAGAAGAAGAAGCAAAGGCAAAGUAGACCGGAGAGAAAGACUACAGAGGAUCACAAGAAGAAGAAGAAGCAAAGGCAAAAUAUUGGUAGCCCGGAGAGAAAGGUUGUAGAGGAUCACAAGAAGAACAAGAAGCAAAGGCAAACUAGCCCGGAGAGAAAGGCUGCAGAGGAUUCCAAGAAGAAGAAGAAGCAAAGGCAAAGUAGCCCGGAGAGAAAGGAGAGAAAGGCUGCAGAGGAUCCCAAGAAGAAGAAGAAUCAAAGGCAAAGUAUUGGUAGCCCGGCGAGAAAGGCUGCAUUGGAUCCCAAGAAGAAGAAGAAGCAAAGGCAGAGUAGCCCGGAGAGAAAGGCUGUAGAGGCAAAGCCGCCCGAGAGAAAGGCUGCAGAGGAUCCCAAGAAGAAGAAGCAAAGGCAAAGUAGCCCUACAGAGGAUCCUAAGAAGAAGAAGAAGAAGAAGCAAAGGCAAAACAGCCCGGAGAAAAAGGCUAUAGAGGAUCCCAAGAAGAAGAAGCAAAGGCAAUCUAGCCUGGAGAGAAAGGCUGCAGAGGAUCCCAAGCAGAAGAAGAAGAGGCAAAGGCAAAGUAGUCCGGAGAGAAAGACUGCAGAGGAUCCCAAGAAGAAGAAGAAGCAAAGGCAAAGCAGCUCGGAGAGAAAGGUUGCAGAGGCUGCAGAGGAUCCCAAGAAGAAGAAGAAGCAAAGGCAAAGUAGCCCGGAGAGAAAGGCUGCAGAGGAUCCCAAGAAGAAGAAGAAGCAAAGGCAAACUAGAAAGGUUGCAGAGGAUCCCAAGAAGAAGAAGCAAAGACAAAGUAGCCCGGAAAGAACGGCUGCAGAGGAUCCCAAGAAGAAGAAAAAGCAAAGGCAAAGUAGCCCGGAGAGAAAGGCUGCAGAGGAUCCCAAGAAGAAGAAGAAGCAAAGGCAAAGUAGCCCGGAGAGAAAGGCUGCAGAGGAUCCCAAGAAGAAGAAGAAGAAGCAAAGGAAAAGUAGCCCGGAGAGAAAGGCUGCAGAGGAUCCCAAGAAGAAGAAGAAGCAAAGGCAAAGUAGCCGGGAGAGAAAGAUUGCAGAGGAUCCCAAGAAGACGAGCAAGGCAAAAUAG
Symbiodinium sp. CCMP2592 is the source of this 2943-nucleotide messenger RNA. The record is from the annotation of a GenBank genome assembly. NCBI's taxonomy places the organism in Eukaryota, Dinophyceae, Suessiales, Symbiodiniaceae.